UCCUUAUCGUUUCCCUCAGCUGCCCAGCCGGCUCGCCCCCGCCCUACGCCGCCGCAAUCCAGCAACCCCCCACCCCAUAUGCCGCCGCCGUGCCAGCCCUCAACCUACGCCGCCGGCACGUCAGUGGCAGCUUUCCUCUGCCGCUCCUCUUCAUCGGCCGGAUUUCACGCAUCCCCUGAUUCCGAUCCCCUUUCUUUCCCUUCAGAUCAAGAGAAGACCAUUGGAGAUACUUCCACCGCUAUGGGACCUUAUGCAAAUUCAGGCUGGUCAGACCUCCCCGUGGAUCUCCUCAUCUGGAUACUGCAUCUCCUUGAGCUCCCCGAGGCCCUCGCCUUCCGUGCUGUCUGCUCGUAUUGGCUUUCUGCAUCAGCGGCCGCAGGCGGUGUCGCAUAUCGCCAGACGCCGUGGCUCGUGUCCUUGGCGGGUGAUCCUCUUCCAGCAGGGCAUCAGCAUCGGCAUGUGCGUCGUGAUUUAUGUGAUCCUGCUGCUACUACUGAGCUCCGCAGCCUCCUGGAUCCUGAUAGAACUUUUCAGAUCAGCUUUCCCAGGGGACAGGCCGUGGCCUGCUGCGGCGCCUCCCAUGGCUGGUUAAUCAUAGCGAACGAGCUCUCGGAUCUCGUCCUAUAUGACCCCCUCACCGCGGCGUUGAUCCCGCUCCCACCAGUCACCGGUUUUGCAUCGUGCAUCGAGGGGGUCUACGGAGACGAAGGGAAGAUCGUGGGCUAUCGUUACGGGUGUUACAUGAUAGGACAUGUUUAUGAUGGGCAAAUAGCUCCCAUGCGACGUCGUUGAGUUGAAUUGUUUUUCAUGCGA
Molecule: messenger RNA, 813 nt
Organism: Aegilops tauschii subsp. strangulata
Lineage: Eukaryota; Viridiplantae; Streptophyta; Magnoliopsida; Poales; Poaceae
Product: putative F-box protein At4g22660
Molecular function (GO): protein binding
Source: RefSeq, a predicted model, not a curated record